CAGCCGGUCAUACUCCCCUGCUAUGAAUGAUUUCCAGUCUUGAAGAUGAAAUUCCCACAAUGCUCAGGAUGUUUGGUCAUGUGUUGACACAGCAGUGACUUGUGUGCAGCACCAACAGGCAGCCGUGUGUUACAGUGAACGCAUUGAUUUCCUCUCACUUCUCCUUUCAUUCAUGAAUGGCUUUGAUUCAGACUGUUUUGAUUCUAAGUCUGGGCCCAGCCCUAAAAAAAAGGGGGAGAUGGUGGGGAUUACUCCCCCAAAAAUGAGGGGUAGCCUAUUUUGGACAAACUUUCUUGCUGGUUUGCUGCAAAUCAAGUUUGUUUGUCUGACGGCAUUCUUUGUUUUGCAGAGAGCAAAGCGUCAGAGCAAACCUCCCAAACCAGCGCUGAAGGUGACGGAGUACCACGUGAGGAGCUCCGUGGUGUCCCGCUAUGCCGUCACCACCGUCCAGAGCUCGGUGUGGAACCAGCUCCCCAUCGUCAAGGAGGCGGCCUUUGAGGUGGACCUGCCCUCCUCCGCUUUCAUCUCCAACUUCACCAUCUCCUCUGACGGUAAGGUGUACGUGGCCCAGGUGAAGGAAAGAGCUGCCGCCAGGAAAAUUUACGACGCUGCGAAGAAGCAAGGAAAAACGGCUGGUCUGGUCGCAACCAAAGAACGGGAAAUUGAAAAGUUUCGCGUGGCCGUGUCAGUGCCCUCGGGAACCCGGAUGUCCUUCCUUCUCACGUACGAGGAGUUGUUAAGUCGUCGACUUGGGCGUUACGAGCUCAGUUUGGGUCUGAGGCCGGGGCAGCCUGUGCAGAACCUCACUGUGGACGUCAGAAUAUCAGAGAGAACUGGGAUUAGUUUCAUCAAGGUUCUCCCUCUGAAGACGAGCAGACUGAUCUCCAACAACAAUCCAGGAGACACAGACGCCCCUGUUUCCUCUCAUGUGGAGAAGAGCGCCACCUGUGCUCGGGUUCAGUUUAGCCCGACUCUGAAGCAGCAAAGCAACGUUUCCUCUAAAGGCCUCAAUGCAGACUUCAUCAUACAGUACGAUGUGGAGCUCACAGACCUCAUAGGAGACGUCCAGGUGUAUGACGGAUACUUCGUCCAUUACUUUGCACCCAGAGGACUUCCUGUGGUUCCCAAGGAUGUGAUAUUCGUCAUUGACAUCAGUGGAUCCAUGAUAGGCAACAAGAUGAAGCAGACCAAACAAGCCAUGACUACCAUCCUUGGAGACCUUCGAGAAGGAGACCACUUCAACAUCAUCACCUUCUCCGACAAGGUUCAGACGUGGAAGAAAGGUCGAACGGUGCGAGCCACCCGGACGAACGUCCGAGAAGCCCAAGAGUUUGUCAGACGGAUCAUGGCAGAAGGAUGGACCAACAUCAACGCCGCUCUGCUUUCUGCCGCCCAGCUCAUCAAUCCGUCUUCCUCCUCUGGAUCCUCCGGUCGCCUCGUGUCUUCUCGUGUCCCGCUGGUUAUUUUUCUGACUGAUGGAGAAGCCACCAUCGGAGUGACGUCAGGCGACAUCAUCCUGAACAACGCCAAGAAAGCGCUGGGCUCCACCUCCCUGUUCGGUCUCGCCUUUGGCGACGAUGCCGACUUACUUCUUCUGAAACGUCUGGCUCUGGAGAACGGCGGCGUGGCCCGGAUGGUGUACGAGGACGCCGACGCCGCCCUGCAGCUGAAGGGAUUUUAUGAUGAAGUGGCCAGUCCGCUGCUGUCAGACAUCCAGCUGUCCUACUUGGACGACCAGGCGUUUGACGUGACCCGAUCGCUGUUUCCAAACUACUUCCAGGGCUCGGAGUUGGUGGUGGCCGGAAGAGUCAAACCGGGAGUCCACGACCUAAAGGUGUCGAUGUCAGCAACAGAUUUAAAGGAGGAGGUGAAGCUGGAGAACGAUGUGGAUGUUUCCCAGGAAAAGGGAAAUGAGAGUCGAGGCUCAGUGGACUGUUUGGAAGAUUGGGAACGGAUCUCUAGCAUCGUCCAUCGUCUCUGGGCUUAUUUUACCAUCAAGGAGCUUUCUGUGGCCAAACUGAAUACUACUGAUCCUGCAGCGCAAAAGUUGCUGACAGAAAAAGCCACUAACCUCUCUCUUAAAUACAACUUUGUGACACCGUUCACCUCUCUAGUUGUUGUUAAACCAGACGCAGAAGAACCAACCACAACUCCCCCUAUGACAAAACCCACAACUACAGUCACAACUACAACCACCAACAAACCAGCAGCUUUUAUAAAAAAACUCAGCUUACAAUCGAAAAAUUCACAGUCAACUCAAAAAGUAAAAAACACUUUACCUCCAAUUUCCAAAGUUUCACCACCCAAGAAAACUGCAUCAUCAAAUCCCAUCAAAGCUGCGAUGGCAGCCAUCUCUGGAAAAAUUCCCUCCACCUCCCAAAACAAAUCUAAAAACGCCUCUUCUCCUCUAACAGUAAAGAUGCCCAAAAGUCUCCCUCCACAGCUUCCUGCACCUGCAAAACUGUCCACAUCUCCACCGGGCAGCACCAAAACCAUCCCCCGGCAUCAGGUGACUUCCACCACUUCAGCACCAACCACUCCACUCAGAACCUCAACGCCACAUUCCAGUCCUCUAAGGACCGCCCACCCCUCUGUCAACAAACCAGAGACGUCUGCGGUGGGAGAGAACGCCACCAAAACAGCACCAGACCAUCAUGGUCACCCUGAAACCAGUACCGCUGCAACCAAACUGGUUCCCGCGCUCAGUUUACCUGACGUGGAAGACGACUCAGAAACAGACGCGCAGCUGAGCGUUUCCACUCUGGUGCCGGUGGCUUUUCUUCGCAUGCCGGGAGUAACAAAAGAGCCGCAACCCCAAGUAGCUGAGCUCGUGGAUGACGUAACCUUAAUGCACUUCCAAGAAAAUGAUUAUGACUUCAACUUUGACUACGACUAUAAUCUCAACUAUGAUGGAUGGGACGAUCCAGCCUCUGGGUUUUCAUUUGUGCUUGGGAGUGAGGAGGACUGUCCUUUAGUUGAAUGUCUUGUGCUUUUAGAACCUCAGCCCCGCCCGAACUCCAACGUGUUCGUCACAUCAGUUGAUGGAGACCCUCAUUUUCUGCUUCAGCUUCCAAGACAGAAUCAGAGUCUGUGUUUCACGGUGGACGGCAAAGCCAACGAUGUUCUCAGGCUGCUGGAGGACCCAGAGAACGGGAUCGUGGUGGAUGGCCGUCUCCUCGGAGCUCCGUCCAAACACGGAGUGGAGAGUCGCUCUCGGACUUACUUCGAUCAGCUCAUCGUCUCCUCACUCGGCAGCUCUGGUGAAAUCACGAUCACCGUGUCACUGGAUGCGGUGGCGGUGGAAGGGGAAGGCCGGGACACUCUUCCCGUCAACCAGCAGGCAUCCAUCACCAGGCAGGGUGUGACGGUCACCGUGGACAACCACCACGGCUGCUGGAUGGAGCUGGCCCGGGGCGUGCGCUUCCUGGUCCUCUUUCACCGCUACAAACACCCCAGCUACCUGCAGAUGGCGCACUUGGGUUUUUACAUUGCAAAUGGAGGGGGGCUUUCUGCUUCGACCCAAGGGCUUAUGGGACAGUUUCAGCACGCUGACAUAAGCAUCACAGAGAUGCAAACACGACCGGAUCACCCACCCAACACGGACAGAACUGCAGUCAGGGGGGUCCUCAGGUGGGGGUCGGAGCAGAUGCCGGUGACCUUGCAGGACAAGAUGCUAAAAGACUCUCUGCAAAAGAGCCACCCGGGCAAAUGCUGGGUGGUGCCCAAAGCGCAGGUGGAGAGACUCCUGGGCCGUCCCUACGACAGCUACGUGGUGAAUCGCGUGUAGCUGCAGCACAGUCGACACCACCCUGGUUUAUUUGGGGUUUUUCAUUUGCAGCAUAGGUAGGAAUCAGGUUAAAAAUGAAGACAUCGAAUGAGUGACUUAUUUUGAAAGGGGAAAUAUGGAGCGAAACUGGAUUUGAACGCAUCACAACGCUGCUUAGACUGAAUAUCAUCUUUAAUCCAUCACUAACUGGACUCAUGCUCCUCUGGUCUCCCGUGGCAACCACAGAACAUCCCUUUGAGCUUCAAAAUAUACCCCAACUCCGAUAAGAAAUCCCUCUAAAUGGAGUCUUUUGUUUCUUCCUUUGUGGUUUUUGCUCCAAAUCGACUGUAUGACAAAAACUUUCUUGUGUAUAAAAAAAAUCCUCCUAUAAAGACAAACCAACACAGGGUCUUCGCCAUGUUUGCCAUGUGCUUUUUUUUUAUUUUUCUAUCAUUUCAUUCAUAGUUUAAUUCAUUUUAUUUGUUACACAAGACAUUAGGCAUUGUUCACAUACUAGUGAUCAAACAAGGACAGUAAGUUUCUACUACUCAGCCUGAACUUCUAGGGCUUUUGUCAGUUUCCAGGUAUGUUGUCAACAGUGGUUUUCAAAGGCCAUAUUGGAUUAAAUUAAAACAGUACAAGCACACACGAGCCCCUGCCCCCCCAUUUCAUAAAAAGACAGUAUCCGAUGCGGAGACGGGGGGUGUCGGGUUAAACAUAUUUCUGUUCAAGGGUUUGAGGAUUUUCUACAUGUUUCCAGUAUGAAUUGAGUUUUUUUCUCAAGAAUAAAACAUAAAAUCAUGGAAUGAUCACUACAUAACAAAAAACACAGCAAAUAAACAAACAAACAAAUCAUCCUGGAGUGCAGUAAUUCAACAAUCUGGUCUCGAAACCCACAAUUAAAUUAUUAGCAUAGGAUAUUCUGCAUUUAACGUAAACUUUCAACAA
Messenger RNA from Oryzias melastigma (Indian medaka), 4714 nucleotides. It is a transcript of the gene itih6, whose product is annotated as inter-alpha-trypsin inhibitor heavy chain family member 6. NCBI's taxonomy places the organism in Eukaryota, Metazoa, Chordata, Actinopteri, Beloniformes, Adrianichthyidae. Gene Ontology annotation, molecular function: serine-type endopeptidase inhibitor activity. The transcript is spliced from 15 exons. Gene Ontology annotation, biological process: hyaluronan metabolic process. The record is from RefSeq and is a predicted model, not a curated record. The coding region runs from base 173 to 3787 and encodes 1204 amino acids.